AUGUUGCUUCCUAUGUUUGUGACUCUUUUGGUCACAAUGACUUUGCAGCCACAGCCUUCGGUGGUGGCUUUGGACGUCCAUCUCCUCCGACAGCUAGCCGCAAAACACAAUGUGACAACCAUUAUUGUAUUUGGGGAUUCUAGUGUCGAUUCGGGAAACAACAAUUUCCUUAAUACCGAUAUGAAAGGAAAUUUUCCACCUUAUGGUGGGAGUUUCAUAAACCAUAGGUCCACCGGAAGGUUAUGCGAUGGAUUGCUCGCACCCGAUUUCAUCGCGGAGGCCAUGGGACACCCGCCUGUACCGGCUUUUCUUGAUCCAACCCUAACCCAAACCGACCUACCUCACGGUGCAAGUUUUGCCUCGGCUGGUUCUGGUUAUGACGAUCUCACAGCUAACAUAUCCAACGUGUGGAGUUUCUCGACGCAAGUCAACUACUUUCUGCAUUACAAGAUUCACCUCAAUAAAUUGGUUGGUCCAUUAGAGGGCUCAAAAAUGAUAAACAAUGCGAUAUUUCUUCUAAGUAUGGGUUCAAAUGACUUUCUUCAAAAUUACUUAAUCGAUUUAACUCGACAAAAGCAAUUCACAGUUGAACAAUACAUCGACUUUCUCUCCUCCCGUAUGCUUAACGACGCCAAGAUGUUACAUAGGCUUGGAGCUAGAAGGUUGGUGGUGGUAGGAGUUCCUCCCAUGGGAUGCAUGCCCCUAAUGAAAUACCUAAAAGGCCAAGAUACUUGCGUCGAUCAGUUAAACCAGAUCGCUUUCUCCUUCAACUCCAAAAUCGUCAAGAAUCUCAAACUUCUACAGUCUGAAAUCGGCAUGAAAACUAUCUAUGUCGAUGCUUAUUCUACGAUCCAAGAAGCCAUUAAAACCCCAAGAAAGUUUGGUUUCAUUGAGGCAUCGAAAGGAUGUUGUGGAACGGGUACUUACGAAUAUGGAGAGACAUGCAAAGAUAUGGAAGUAUGCAAAGAUCCUACCAAAUACGUUUUUUGGGAUGCAGUCCAUCCAACACAAAGAAUGUAUCAAAUCAUUGUUAAGAAGGCCAUUGCAUCUAUUAGUGAAGAUUUUCUUGCUUAG
Molecule: messenger RNA, 1074 nt
Organism: Arabis nemorensis
Lineage: Eukaryota; Viridiplantae; Streptophyta; Magnoliopsida; Brassicales; Brassicaceae
Source: the annotation of a GenBank genome assembly